AUGGGAGUUAGUGUUACCUAUCCUCCUAGAACCCAGGCAGAUGCUCUUAUGAUAAGCCUGCAGAGUUUACAAGUGGAAGAUCUCUGUGAGGCAGCUGUAGAGGAGACAGCUGUAGAGGAGACAGCUGUAGAGGAGGCAGCUGUAGAGGAGACAGCUGUAGAGGAGACAGCUGUAGAGGAGACAGCUGUAGAGGAGACAGCUGUAGAGGAGACAGCUGUAGAGGAGACAGCUGUAGAGGAGACAGCUGUAGAGGAGACAGUUGUAGAGGAGACAGCUGUAGAGGAGACAGCUGUAGAGGAGACAGCUGUAGAGGAGACAGCUGUAGAGGAGACAGCUGUAGAGGAGGCAGCUGUAGAGGAGACAGCUGUAGAGGAGACAGCUGUAGAGGAGACAGCUGUAGAGGAGGCAGCUGUAGAGGAGACAGCUGUAGAGGAGACAGCUGUAGAGGAGACAGCUGUAGAGGAGACAGCUGUAGAGGAGACAGCUGUAGAGGAGACAGCUGUAGAGGAGACAGUUGUAGAGGAGACAGUUGUAGAGGAGACAGCUGUAGAGGAGACAGCUGUAGAGGAAAGUCGUCAUGAGGAAACGCCAGUAGAGGAGACAGCUGUAGAGGAGACAGCUGUAGAGGAGACAGCUGUAGAGGAGACAGCUGUAGAGGAGACAGUUGUAGAGGAGACAGCUGUAGAGGAGACAGCUGUAGAGGAGACAGCUGUAGAGGAAAGUCGUCAUGAGGAAACGCCAGUAGAGGAGACAGCUGUAGAGGAGACAGUUGUAGAGGAGACAGUUGUAGAGGAGACAGCUGUAGAGGAGACAGCUGUAGAGGAGACAGCUGUAGAGGAGACAGCUGUAGAGGAGACAGCUGUAGAGGAAAGUCGUCAUGAGGAAACGCCAGUAGAGGAGACAGUAUACUAUCCACAAACCAGUAUCAACAAGCCAGUAUCCACAAACCAGUAUCCACAAACCAGUAUCCACAAACCAGUAUCCACAAACCAGUAUCCACAAACCAGUAUCCACAAACCAGUAUCCACAAACCAGUAUCCACAAACCAGUAUCCACAAACCAGUAUCCACAAACCAGUAUCCACAAACCAGUAUCCACAAACCAGUAUCCACAAACCAGUAUCCACAAACCAGUAUCAAAGUUAUCAAACAAAACAUGCAUGACUUUGAUCUACAAACAGCAAACGGGGCUUGUCAACGAAACAAACAGUAG
Procambarus clarkii (red swamp crayfish) is the source of this 1212-nucleotide messenger RNA. The record is from RefSeq and is a predicted model, not a curated record. Lineage: Eukaryota; Metazoa; Arthropoda; Malacostraca; Decapoda; Cambaridae.